AUGUUCUCCGUCAAACGCUUCGAUGCUUUCAGCUCGUCAUCGCCGUCAGGGAGCAAAGAUGACCGUGCGGAUACAGCCAAGCUCGACGCUCUCAAUGAGCGCAUCUCGAAGAAACGCAAAGUGGUGCAAAGCGGCGAAGCAUCCGGCUUGCAACCGAGCCUUCCCGGCGCAUCGUCAACUUCAAUAAGACCCACUGCCACUGCGGCGGGACCAGCUGCUCCUGCAGCACGGCCCGCCCUCAACAUCCACCCUUCUCGCCUCAACAAUGCUCCAUUACUCCGUCAAUCUGUCAAAAAGGCACAGACGGGCCCCAGAGAAAAGACAAAGGCCAAGCAGAGAUAUCUCAAAGCCAAGAAGGAUCGUCGCAAGGCACGACUGCGUGCCGCACCCAAAAAGUCAAAGGCCGACGCGGACGGCGCGCAAGCAACAGCAGACAAUUCGAUCGUCUCUCAAUUACCGGAAGAGGAAGCAUUGCAUCGCCGAGAGGCAGCGCGGAAGAAGGAAGCGCGACCAUCGCAGCAGCCCAUAGCAUCCGAAAUCGAUUCAAUGUCUUCCGCAGACUCCGAUACGGAGUCUAGCGAGGAGUCAAGUUCGGACUCUGACAAAGAAGAUGCCGAAUCAGCUUCGCCUUCGACUCCCGAAGCUACAGCUCCGGAGGUAGCGACAGACACCGAAGUCAUGGAUGUUGAUGGAGAAGCUCCGACAGAGGAGAAAGCGCUCGAGAGGUUCCCUCUUGCGGGUAUCAAGAAGGCGGUCGAUCCUACUCUCAUCCGCUCCCUCGGUCUCCCAGAAGGGCUUUCGAACAGGACAGUCGUGGAUCCAACACUCUCUCGGCCGCUUCCUCAGCAGAACGGUAAAAAGCCCAAAUCUGUCAAGCCCUCAUCUUUGCAGUCUCUCGACGGAGGCGCUCUCAUCGACCAGGACACUGAGGAAGUCCUCUCGGACGACCAGGAAUCCGUCACCAUCUCCGCUCGCAGCAAUGCCAGCGAUGACUUUAGCAAGGUAUCUCUGAGUGAUGCUGUCCGCUCACGUCUCGAAGCACUCGGCGUCAGCGAAUGGUUUGCUGUCCAAGUAUCCGUCAUUCCAUGUCUCCUAGCGCAGCCGCAGAGUCGAUCUCUCUACCGCCCUUUUGCUCCUCCUCGGGAUCUCUGCGUUUCCGCGCCAACUGGAAGCGGAAAGACCCUUGCGUACAGCGUACCCAUCGUCGAGGUCCUGCGAGCGCGUCAGAUCGUUCGUCUGCGUGCGCUGAUCGUACUGCCAACGCGUGACCUUGUUUUCCAAGUUAGGACCACGUUGGAGCUCGUCGCGAAAGGGUCUGGCUUGAGGAUCGGCACUGCCACCGGACAACACAGCUUCGCACACGAGCAGACCCAACUCGUCGGGUCGAGCAGCGCGGGAAUCGAAGACGAGGAUAGCCAGCCGCUAGAGUCUAAAGUCGACAUCUUGAUCGCAACACCUGGUCGACUGAUCGACCACCUGGACUCGACUCCCGGAUUCACUCUUGCACAUUUGCGCUUCUUAGUCAUCGACGAAGCGGAUCGUCUGCUCAACCAGUCUUUCCAAGAAUGGCUCGGUCGCGUUCUUGCUGCUACGAACGGUGAUACCGACUCGAUGCAAGCACCCACAUCGCAGACGACAGCACAAGCUCCGUACGAGCUCCUCUCCUCCAGCGCUUCAGGGUUGGGAGCUGCAGCAUCAGCGACACUACAGGAGGAAGCAAGUCCGUCCGUACAAAAACUCCUGUUCUCAGCAACGCUGACUCGCGAUCCAGCCAAGAUCGCUGCUCUCGGUCUUCGCAAUCCACACUACAUCACUGUUCAAGAUAGUCACUCUGCUGGAGACGAACGCAACGAACGAAGAGACGGUGCACAGCAACACGAGCGCUUCUCGCUUCCACAUUCGCUGCAUGAACACAUGCUAGUCACAACGUCAGCAGAAAAACCUUUCCACCUACUCUACCUGCUUCAUCGUCCUGAUGAUGUCAACAACGAACUGAAACCCGUCCGCAAGGCGCUUUGCUUCACGAAGUCGGUCGACUCGGCUGCGAGACUCGUCAAGCUGUUCGACAUCUGUGAAGCUGUUCGAAGCGAGAACAGUCUCGUCGCUCGCGGAAGCAGGCCUUUGGUUUUCAAGAACUACUCCUCAGAGCUCAAGCCCUCCGAUCGACAACGGAUAUUGACAUCCUUCGAGCAAGGAGAGAUCGACUUGCUCAUUUGCUCGGAUCUCAUUUCGCGAGGUAUUGACUUGCCCUCCGUCGAACACGUCAUCUCGUACGAUGCCCCCAUCGAUCCAGCCAAGUACGUCCACCGUGUCGGCCGUACGGCUCGAGCAGGCAAACACGGCGACGCCUGGACCCUCGUCGAGGAGCAGGAGGCUCGCCACUUCAAAAAGAUGGUCCGCUCCAUCGCGCGUCAAACGCCCAUCGCAAAGAUCAAGCCCAAGGAGCUCAAGGAGGACGAGAUUGUGGACUUUGUCGAAGGUGAUCCCGUCAUUCGCGAACUGCACAAGCUCAGGGAGGCGUAUGAAGAGGCUCUUGGAAGGAUGGCUAAACUCUACCGCACACAGUGA
Molecule: messenger RNA, 2568 nt
Organism: Pseudozyma hubeiensis SY62
Lineage: Eukaryota; Fungi; Basidiomycota; Ustilaginomycetes; Ustilaginales; Ustilaginaceae
Exons: 1
Coding region: 1-2568 (855 amino acids)
Cellular component (GO): nucleus
Molecular function (GO): ATP binding; nucleic acid binding
Source: RefSeq, a predicted model, not a curated record